Pocillopora meandrina is the source of this 9273-nucleotide messenger RNA. NCBI's taxonomy places the organism in Eukaryota, Metazoa, Cnidaria, Anthozoa, Scleractinia, Pocilloporidae. The record is from the annotation of a GenBank genome assembly.
AUGUCAGGAGAAGCACCCAUCACUACAGGUAAUACACAGUUCGAAGAAAAGCCACAAGAAGGCGAGAAGAAAAAGCUAAGACCGUGCUGUGCUUGUCCAGAAACGAAGAAGGCACGUGAUGCUUGCAUCGUGGAAAACGGUGAAGAAAAUUGUGGCGAACUUAUCGAGGCACAUAAAGAAUGCAUGAGACAGAUGGGAUUCAACAUAUGAUAUGAAGAAAUUCUAAUGCUAUCAGCUGUGAUCAAGGAUUCAAUUUUUGGACAAGGAAACAGUUUCGUUUUGAAGCGUGUAAUGCGGUGAGCUGGAUGAUGCAACCAUGGGCAACCAUUAAGACAUAUGUAAUUUACAAGUAGACGUUUAAUCCUGCAAGGUCCGAUCAAGUGGAAAAUUGGUGAAGAUUAUGAGUAUGCAACCUACUUUUGAGCAGCUUUUCCUAAUUACCUAGAAUUUCGCAAAAGUCUAAAGAAGGGAAAUGGUGACGAGAGACUAGAAUAUUGGUUAACCUUUAACUCCCAAGAUCUGGUUGUCAAUUCUCCCCUCUAGCUGUCACACAUUUCCUUUAAAAUAAGUUAAAAGAAUAUGGUAUUAGAAUAAGAAGAAAAACUUCUAUGUGAUAAGUUUAAUUAUUCUCAUUACCUGUUUGUGCGAUAGUGUAUGGAUAUUAUAUGAAGCAGAUACCCCUCAAUCACUUCUGGGAGUUAAAGGGUUCAGUUGUAUGGGGUUCUUUCACGAAACAUGUUACACCUAGGGAACAGAAAUGUGAAGAGGACAGCUUUGAGGCCCUAAUCAUCCUUAAAAGCUGAGUAGCAACUGGGCAUUUUUGAAAUUUUUGUCAGUAAUAAUUAUUAACAAAUGAAAGGUGCCCAAUUUUUUGUGUGUUUGAUGGUAAUUCCAUUGGUGAAAAGAAUACUCCCGUAUUUCCUUGUCACAUAUUUGAUAAGAGUUUCCUCAAUUCUUGUAUUUGAUAAGUAAACUUGUGAACUUAAAUAAUGUUGAUGAUUUAAAAUAAUGCCUCUGGUGGCUAGUGAAAUGCUGUUGAUAAAAGAGCAGCUAGUCUGUAGAAUUUUUUUACAAAAUCUGGCCAUGCAGAUGACAGUUCACGUGUGAAAGGUAUGUGUCAAACAAAUAACAUUAUGCAUAUGAUUCUCACAGGUGAACUGAUAUCAAAAUAAUAAUUAAUAUUCAGAGAAAAACUAGCUUGGGGAAAUUUAAGGUUUGAAAGCAUGCCUCCCAGAUACCAGCUUCAUACUACCAGCAAUCAAGCUAUGGAAGGCAUGUUGGGUAGGUGGCAAGGAGGGAGGCAAAGAGGGAGUUCAAAGUUUGUGCCAAAUCUUGUCUUAAAUAUGUACAAUUGAUUGAAAUGCUGAUGCUAACAGAUGAUGCAGUGGUCCUCACUUACUGAAAAAGAAGCCUGGAAAAAAUUCAGGCUCUAACAUAAUUAAUUUUCUGUGCCUCCUGGCUGUUUAUGUAGACUAAUUUAAUAAGAACAUCCUUUGCAUGGUUUUUCAGUAACAUCAGUAUUGUUAUUCUCCAUACUGUUUUCUAUACAUGACAAGGAGAAUUUGUAGGACAAUCAAGGGCUUCUUUAGUUGGUGAUAAUUUCCUUAUUCUCAUGACCCUAAUGUGUGAUUUGAGGUGAUGUUGUAAGUGAAAAUUAGCUAGCCACUCUUAGGGUUUGGGGCAUUAAUUUUAACCUUGUGUAGUGUCAUUGAAAGUGCAGCACAGCCAAAAGGGCUUGAAGCCAUCACCUCCAACUUUCCCCCCCCCCCCCACUAAUGUCACCAAAGUCUUUAAAAACCAUUUGUGAGAAACAAGCCCUAGACCAUUAUCAAAGCUUCUGCCAUCAGUAUCUGCCUUUAGUACACAAGUUACCUAUUAAUUUUACAGUCAGUGCUUGAAUAGUCCUCUGUAUUGAUAAUUUGUAAACAGCCUGGCUGUUUGCAAGUUACCAUUGCAACCUGGAAAAUUCCUGAAUACUCUUGGAGUGGCCCUCAUAAUCGUGUGCCUGCACAAGUCUUAUUUACAAUCAGCAGUCUGUCACAUUGCAUAAAAUUUGUUCAGCUGCACCAGGAGCAAUACAUUUUAGACAGUUUUGUACAUUAGUGAAUAGUGAUCUGCUUGUGUGCAUUCCCAUCUUGAAUUAUUUAAUAAGAACAUUCUUUGCAUGGUUUUACAGUGAGAUAAGGUCAUGUGCCGCAGCUUGGACUCACUCUUACACCCUUACAUCAGUACACUCAUUUUCCACACUGUUUUCUACACAUGACAAGGAGAAUUUGUAGGACAAUCAAGGGCUUCUCUAGUAGAUGAUAAUUACCUUAUUCUCGUGACUAUGGGGUUCCAAACCAGUCGAUAUUCCCUCUGUAUUUCUGUGACCCAAUUUAUUUUUUAUAUGGUCAGUUCGACUUUUUAUACGGUCAACUUUUUACUUUUUAUAUGGUCAACUCGAGUUUUAUGUGGUCAACUUUUUACUUUUGAUUAGAUAAAUUUUUACUUUUUAUAUGGCUAACUCAACUUUUUAUAUAGUCAACUUUUUACUUUUUAUAUCGGUCAUUGUAAAACACAAACUGUAGACUGCAGACCGGGGGUAAAGUACGGACUGAGGUUAAAAUGCAGACUGAGGUUCUAAAACAAACCCGCUUCCCCGGAAAAACUCUAAGAGUGUGCAAGUAUUGAGGUCGCGUAAGUUGUGAGAGGUUGGCAAUAAUCGUCAUAGCGAUUGAUGUUUCGGACUUCACUUCCUCAGAUAGUUUUGGCGUUGACAUAUUUAUUUUAAGGUAAGAACGAUUAGCAAUGAAACUGUUUGAAUAUGCAGUUCACAGCUAGCUAAAUAAAUUUCCCUUGUUAAGGAAAAAACAGUUCUGCUGAGCAUCAUUGGCUUUAACAUGCAUGAAGCUCACGUAUACUUCGUUCGGCCUUUAAAGAUGUAGCGAUAGACUUUCAUCACACAUCGGCAACUUCGAUUACUUGGACAGUAAAAACCUAUUUCUCGUACCGUUGUUCAGUUUGCGCUGCGAAGGUAGGCGUGAUCUUGGAAUCGGUGCUCUGUAUUAGAAGCUUCAAGACGUUUAACACUUCGCUCUUGCGCCUCACGAUUAGGUCGAUACCGCGGUCAUAAACGGUUUAUUCUUCAAGAACCGAGUCUGCAUUUUACCCCUGAUCUGCAGUUUUCAGUCUGCAUUUUCACACUGACCAUAUAAAAAGUUGAGUUGAUCAUAUAAAAAGUAAAAAGUUGACCGUAUAAAAAGUCGAAUUGACCAUAUAAAAAGUAAACAGGGUCAUAGAAAUACAGAGGGAAUAUUGACUGGUUUGGCGCCCCAUACCGUGACCCUAAUGUGUGAUUUGAGAUGAUGUUGUAAGGGAAAAUUAGAAGCUAGCAACUCUUAGGGUUCGGGGGUUAAUUUUAACCUUAUGUAGUGUCAUUGAAAGUGCAGCACAGCUAAAAGGGCUUGAAGUCUUUAACUUCCCCCACAUUAAUGUCACCAAAACCAUAAAAGGACGGUUUGUCAGAAACAAGCCCCAGACCCCUCAUCAAAGUUUCUUCCAUCAGUAUCUGCAUUUUAGUCCGCCAGUUAACUUUUUAUUCCACACUCAGUGCUUGAAUGGUCCUCUGUCAUCAUUCUUGUUUGUUAAAGUGUUAGGUAAAUGGUUGUUCAAACAUUCUGCACUUUUAGGCCAAUAAACUCAGAUCUUGAGCAAUUCAUCUGAGCUCAAGGGAAAGCUAUUUAACUUAUAAUUUACUGUUAAUAAAUGAGUUGAAAACGUAAUUUAGCCACCGUAAAGGGUAAAAGUAAGAAGCUUUUUUACCCUUAAGGUGGCUAAUUUACGUUUUCAACUCAGUUGUUAACACUAAAUGACCUGUUAUACUCUCCCACGGACGCAGCAUCACAGUUUCUUUAGAAACUUACCCCCUUUAUUCAUAAGCUAUUUAACUUAGCUUAUCAUGCUUCCUUGCGAAUUUCUUAUUUCAAGCAAAUAAAAAAAUAAAUUUGAGCGAAUACGUAAAACUGCACUUCUUCGGAGUCGGUAAAAAUUUCCCGUAGAUAGAAAAGAACAGGUGUAAAGAGAGCGAUGAUCUCUUAAGAGUGUGAUAAUUUUUUUGUUCAAAUAUGUGUUGAUGUUCACACUUCCUUUCACACGUUUAUUAUAUUAGAAGUUCUUCGCCUUGAAGUGUGUCAAAAAUCUUUUUGUUUUUAAACAUAGGCACUGAGGGUUGUAAGGAAAAAAACUAGAUUCAUCACUUGAAUUUAUAAAGUGUACUUUUGACAAUUGAUAAAAAAAAUAAUGCACCGAAAAUAAGCUGGUGAUCAAUUAGCAACCUUAAAAAUCGUUUUUCCGUAAUAGUUCUCUGAUGAUUUUCACACAUAAGUGAUGACGGUUCGCGUAUUGCGUAACCAAAACUUUGCACAAGCAACGAAAGAAGUUGUCGUGAUGUGUACAUAUUAAAUUGUCUUCCAAGGUUUUCCAUGUUUAGCAUGUCGGCAAUACUGCAUGCUUCCUUUUUUUUUAGGUUAUCUGCAACUCUUAGAAAACAUUGAUCGCAAUCUUAAAUAAUAACCUUCGGUAUCGAUCAUAUUAAAAGAUAAAAUAACUUCAUUAAUUAGGAUGAAAAGGGAGUGAUGUAAAAUUGUUACUAUUAUUGUGAAAGAAACAGUACAAAGGGAUUGCUUUUAAGAUAGCUGAAUAGAAGGUUUUUGUUACGAGGAUACGAGCAUACUUUUUUUGUUAAAUUGCGUACAUAAAGUUAAAUGCUUUUCACUUUUCGCUGGAAUCCUUGAUAGCUGGAACAAAAAAGAAGGAAAGGUCUGUUGGAACUGGUUUUAUUUUUUUGUUUUUUCUGCUUUUCUUAAAUUGACUUUUUCACAUUGAUUUGUGAGUUUAGUCUAACGUGGUCUCUCUAAACAACUGCUGUUGGCCAAAACAUGCCGUUUUAGAAGCAGGCUGCGGUUUUUUCCAAGUCUUUUUGUUUCAGGCCACUACUGUCGCCAAUGCUUGUGUUUAAAAUCAAUUCGGCAAGUGCGCUUAAAACUAGCAAUAAUCGAUCAAAAGUAGAACGAUGCGAAUUUUCGAUUUCGAACUUCUUUAAUAGAAGCUUCUGUGUACUUAAUGUUACGCCCUAUCUUUGAAGGAGGUGCGGUGGCCUCGUGGUUAAUACGCUCGACUCCGGAUCGAGUGGUCCGGAUGCGAGCCCUGGCCGGGGUCAUUGUGUUGUGUUCUUAGGCAAGACACUUUACUCUAACAGUGCUUCUCUUCACCCAGGUGUACAAAUGGGUACCAGCAAAUAUGUUGGGGGUAACCCUGCGAUGGACUAGCAUCCCAUCCAGGGGGGAGUAGCAAUACUCCUAGCCGCUUCAUGCUAAAGGAAACCGGAGCUAGGCGCCGGCCCCAUGGGCCACUUGGGCCUGUAUAAAGGCCUUUAUUUAUCUUUGAGGUAAUUUUUACUGACUCUUGUUCGUCAAAAACAUCUUUCAUACGUUUACCUUGCGAGCAGAAAUUUAAAGAAACGUUACCCCUUGCAUAAGGAGUGUUAGAUUUAAGACCAUUUUUCGUAAAAACCGAGGCCGAGUUGCAACUUCCCGCUCGAUCACUUGUGCUGCCUGGCGAAUUCAAGCAAUAAAUCACUGCCAGAGCACUGAUCUAACCACAAACAACUCGAAAAAAAAACAUGGAACUAAGUGACUUUCUAGUUACGUUUCGCCUGAUCUGAUAAUUACUUGGAUGAAAUAAGUCAAUAAAUGGUGCGAUAAGUCUGCCACGCACACCUACCGUCUUGUUUUUCUAAGUUUACCUAACUGUUUCGAAAUGUUUUUAAAGUUCACGAGAUUGACAUGGUUCCUUUUAGGCGAGGGGCACAAUGCAGUGCCAUUUAUUUACAGUGCUGUUACUCUCGCUUACCAUAUUCGAGCUUGGUAAUGGAGAGGAAAGCGUUUCUGAUGUAAGCACGACGAAGAAGGAUCAGGAAAUCGAUGAUUUAGCAAAUCUUGAGGAUGACGACCAACCAGACGAUAACGCUCAAGAUAGGUGGUUGGCCCCAGAGCUGUACGAUGAAAUAGAAAAGCGUAGUAAAGGCAAGAACCAAAAUAAAAACAAAAACAAGAACAAGAACAAGACCACACCCGCCCCAACAGGCAGGCCAGGGGAAGAGGGUCAGGAGGAGCUCCCGACAAAGAAGAAUAAAGGAGGAAGCAAUAAAAAUAACACGAAUAAGAAUAACCCAAAAAACAGGCCAGCUAAGAAUCUGUUUUCAGAGAAAGGUAAGAUUGCCUGCCAUAACAAAUGACUUCAUCCCGUUUUUCGUAUUUUUUACCAAGAUUUUAUUUGUCAACCUCAAAGGCGGCCAUUGACAAGUGUGUUUAGCACAUGUUACUCAUUGCACUUCUUAACUACUUCGUGCACAUAUUUCGUCCAUAUUGCAAUUAGGCUCAAGUGGUAAUCACGAAACUAUUGUUUUAUUCGACAUGAUUAUCAGUUCAUCUUUCUCUACCCUCGGAGUCUCCCUAUUUCUUUCCUUCCUCAGUUCUUUUUUCCCUCCUUCACUUUCAUUUGAUCUCACUCUUUUUUGAUUCUGAUUUUCAAAUAUCCCUCACCGUCUUUCCACCUUUUCUCAACUUUUUUUUUUAUCUAGAUUUUCUUCCUUUUUCUUUUUUACAUUUCCGAUUCCUGAUCUUCUUUUUAUCUCUUUCUGUUUAUGAUCUCCAGAAAUACCUUUUUGGUUUUUCCCCUUGGGAUGCUACGAAGACAAAGGUCCGUUAGCCUGGAAAAAACCCAAGCUUCGCGAUAUAGAGACACUGUACUUUAACAGCCGUGGAAGGAUCGACUGGAGAUUAAACAACUUCAGGGACCCGAUAAUGAGAUGCGCACAGGCUGCCCAAGCCAAAGGAUUCCUGUGCUUUGGUGUUCAGUUUUACGGUGAAUGCUGGGGAUCCGUUACUGCCUGUGAGACUUACAACAGUUAUGGAAAAUCGAUGAGGUGUACCGGAGGCGCCGGUGUUUAUUGGGCUAACUUUGUUUACAAGGGUAGAUGUGGAUCAGGUAAGUACAUUGAUAAUUUCUACACCUACAAGUGCUGCCCUGAGGUAUGUCAAUAAUUUGUGGAUGAUAUUAAACAUUAUUCGCUUGUGUUCAGUCAUCUCGGGAUCGCUGAUCUCUCCUCAACAGAUUUAACAAAAUAAGACUAAUCAGCCAAAACUGAAGGCACCGAUUAAAUCAAAUAUCAAAAUUCAAGUUUUGACCAAAUAAUCACCAAGUUCUAAAGGGAGUAUUGAAGUAUUUUCUUCGUAAAUCUACUUUUUAAAACAUUUGAUGCAUUUUUUUUCCUACAACACCUGAACAUCUUUUUUCACUAGUUCAAGUGAUUUUUAACAUGGAAAGCCUUUCCUGAGACCAUUUCGCGGAAGAAAAAAAGAUGCAUGGGCGUGAGGUUUUCGGCCUGAAAUAAGUUUCUAAGGACGGAGAAAUACGAAAACAUUCAUUAUUUCCUCGCUCAGUAACCAAUCGGUCAUGUAUGACAAAAUGUCCCAUUUACUUUCCUGCAGCGUAUGGGUGUUGUCCUGACAGAGCUAUGCCAGCUCUUGGCAAAAACUAUGAAGGUUGCCCAGGUCAGUGUGAAUAAUGAUCAGUUGUGAUUGACCAAGACUCUAACCAUGGCUUGGUGUGUAAGACAAAUAAUUUUGUCAUCCAGCAUGUCGAUUGAUCCUUAUUGUAGAACUUUUGUUCACAAACUCUUUUUUAAAAAGUAAAUUAAUCUCAACAAGAGCUUGGUUAUCACAGAAUAUGGUUUACAGUCAGAGAACUUUCAGGGGUGUAGCCAUUCCAUGGGCUCGUAGGCCCAGGCCUGCAAUUUUUUUCCACCCGGUUGACUCUUAUGAUAUGACUUUUGCAAAUAUGGAAACAAAAAUCGAACUUUCUGACAAAAUUCUUUCGAAUUCUUAAAUAACAAAAAAGCAGCAAGAGUAAAUCUCGUAACGUUAAAGCACUAGGUUAGCACCAUUCCAGAUCUCUGAAUAUGUUGUCAAACCAUACAGCGACUACCAUGUACAAGACAGCUACCACAUUGGCAGUUGCAAUGUCAAAGAAUUUUCCAUUUUUGAGGGUCAGACUGUGUGAGAAUAAAUACAUAAAUAAAUAAAGAAAUAAAUCCAGUACAGCGCACUACAGGGUCUGCUUAGCAAACAGGCUUACAACAAUUCGGAAAGCUGGCUACGCCACUAAGUUAUUCUAUUUCUUCCAUAAUCUUAGAUUGUACCACUGUUGUGGACAUAGUUUUUAUUGUCGACUCGUCUGGAAGUAUUGGAAGGAAAAACUUUAACACGAUGAAAGAUGUUUUACUCAAGCUCGUCCGCCAUUUCUCCGUCAGUGAAUCUUACGCUCGAGUUGCUAUCGUUCAAUACGCUACUAAUGCAAGAAGAAUUUUUUCACUUCACAAAUCACAGCGACGGGGAUUUCUGGAACUUCAGAGGAGUAUUUUAGGAAUGCAUUACACUCGAGGGGGAACGAAAACUGGAAAGGCCCUGGAUUUGGCGGCCAGAAUGCUGCGCCAUUCUAGGAGAAGGGUUAAUCGCAAGAUUAUAAAACAUUAUAAGGUAUUGAUCAUUUUCAUCUGUAGGAUUCAGAGAUAAAUGACGAACAGCAUGAGAAAGUUAGCUUUGCGGGGGAGGGAGGGGGGGUUAAAGGUUAUCAUGACAGAUAAGAAUAUUGGGUGUUUUUAGGGGAAUUUCAGCAACUCUUUUUAUAAUCUUCGUUUCCUUUGAGACUUUUGUCCUUCAGUUCCCGAGUUUUCUGCUUCGCUAAUGGAGAUUGUUGCUUAAAGUGGCUAUCUGUAUGUCACGAAAGGUACUGGUCACGUAUAGUCCAAAGGGAAAACGAUGGAAUGGUACAAUCAGGGAAGGAGAAUCUAAUCUUGAAUUUGUUUGGUAAAGUAAUUGAGAAAUUUAAAAGAUGGAGUAGCUAAAUUCUUCUUUAUUGCUGCGGUACAUUUCUUCUAUAUCCCCUCAGGAAGUUGUGGUCUUAACUGACGGCGUUACAAAUGACGAUGACAAGAAAAGAUUAAAACGGAGAGCGCCUGCUCUAAAAGCAAUCUCUCACGUAAUAGCUUGUGGCGUUCAGGGAAAGGGGUACGACGCCAUGAAACAAAAGCAGCAACGUAAGGAGUUAAGUGAGAUCGCCAGUAAGGAGAGCGAUGUAUUCUACGAGCCAUCCUUCCAGAAGCUUAAAAAACUCGUGAGUCCAAUAGCCCGUCUCGCAUGCCCACUGAACAAGAAUCGUAAAUUGGUGUAA